UGUCCCUGAGUUUUUCCAGUCUCAACCAAGAAGCGGUUUUCCUGCGUCCCGAAGGAUCUUAUAUAAAGGUAAGUGUACACCUGUAGCCAGUACGAACAACACCAAAUCAAAGAAUCAUUAGUCCAUUACAGCUCCGAUCAGCGUGAGUGAAUAGCAUAGCUGAAGAUGAAGACGGUCUUCUCUUUUGUUCUGUGUGCUCUGCUGGCAAUGACAUACUGGGCUGAAACAGCACAUGCCAUAACACCAAAAGACAUGCUACAGGUUGCUAUUAGACAAGUAACACAGCUUAAAAUAAUGAAGCAGACUGACUCUCUUUUCCACUCACCAACCAAUGGCAUUGAGGAGUGUUGCGCUCGGUCUGCCCUUGAGUGUUUCAACUCCCAGAUGCUCAACAUUCCCACCAGUAAUAAAGAACUGCAGAACAAACUGCACAAAACUCUUCGCAAGAACAUGACUGUGACGAGUGUGGACAGGUGCACUGUGGAAGAGAAAGCGAGAGUCAAGUGCCAGCCCUGUAAUUCCUACCCAAUGAUCGACAGCCAUGAAUUUAUGAAGAAUUUACUGAGCCUCUUACAGAAGGCCUUCAUUCUGCUUCCAUAAAAGGAAGAUGACAAGUAGAUGAUGACGACAUGCGAAUGUGUGGACGACACUACCUCACGAAGCCCUGGAGCAAGUUAAAGCCCUUCGGAACAAUUCAUCUAUUUAUUGCCUAUUUAUUCAUUAUUUUCUUUGCUAUUAUAGUGAGAAGUGGCCUUAUUUUUCUAAUAUUUUUUGAUAUGCUGUCAGUGUGGUUGAGAAGUGGACCAAAAGUUUAAAAUUAUUGCAAUCUUUGAAACGUAUUUAUAAUGUAUGGAAAUAUAGUGUAAUGUAGUUAUGAUACAUUGUUUUCAAUAGUCAGUACUCAGUGUCACAUACACCUAAAGCUGUUAUAAACUGGUAUAGGGGGAAAGAAUUAAACUAGGCCUAGGCCUGAUGGAUUUGUAGAUGCUGCUAUAGCUCCUCC
Molecule: messenger RNA, 1003 nt
Organism: Colossoma macropomum (tambaqui)
Lineage: Eukaryota; Metazoa; Chordata; Actinopteri; Characiformes; Serrasalmidae
Gene: il21
Product: interleukin 21
Exons: 6
Coding region: 166-600 (144 amino acids)
Source: RefSeq, a predicted model, not a curated record